AGAAGACGUAAGAGGAGGGGCCUGGCGCUUCCAUCAUGGCGGGAGGCAUGAAAAUGACAAACGGUUCAUUCUGUAAACUGAUAGUUUCCAUCACCGCGCUGCUGCUCGCGUUUUCGCCCCGCAGCUCGCACCAGGACUCGGGUAACAACAGUCCAGUGAUUGAUCUGCAGGAUGGAGAGCAGUACGUCCUGUCGGGGUCCAACCGGUUCUGCUACACAAACUCCAUCGUGCCAACCUGGAGGCAAACGUGGACCAGAAUUCAGGUCAAGGUGUGGAGUUCCAGCGUCUUCAAGGUGCUGGUCGCGGAAGGCGAGGAGGAGCUGCAGGAGCUGGACCGCUUCACCGUCUGGGGCUGGUGUCAGAGCUUGUUGCGCGAGCGGCUCAAUGAAACCACCAUCAACAUCGGCCUGUUCAGCAAGAAGACGUGUUUCAUGAUCGACCCCAGUGCCAAGACGCAGUACACCGUCAAGCCCCUUCGCAAGUUUGAUAUCUACCUGUUUUUGGUUUUCCUCUCUGGGGCGUUGCUGUUGGUCUUUGCGGAUUCACUCAGCAGGAGUCAAAUCUUCUACUACUCUGCUGGUAUGAGCACCGGCAUGAUCGCCUCGCUCAUCAUCCUCUUCUUCAUCUUGGCGCGCUUUCUGCCGAAGAAAAGCCCUUUUUAUUUGCUGAUCGUCGGAGGCUGGUCCUUCUCCUUGUACGCCAUCCAGCUCGUCUGCAGGAACCUCAGCAUCAUUCUGCGAGAACACUGGCACAUGGCAAUAGGUUACGUCGGAGUGGUGGGAUUCCUCAGUUUCGUGGUGUGUUACCGUUACGGUCCCCUGGUGGACGAGAAGAGCGUCAACAUCCUGUCGUGGACGCUGCAGCUGUUCGGCCUGCUCCUGAUCUACUUGGGCAUUCAAAUUCAGCAGGUUGCGUUCGCCAUCAUGGUGGCAACUCUGCUCUCCAAAAACCUGGAGUACCCAGUGUCUGUGGCGGUCGCUGCAUGGAGAAUUUGUAUCCCUGUGUUGUUCAGGAAAUUCCGGCCGUACGUUCACUGGAAGCCGGAGCCUCGCCGCCUGUUGACCGAGGAGGAGUAUCAGCGGGAGGCGGAGGAGGAGACUCGACGUGCAUUGGACGAGCUGAGGAAACACUGCAACAGCCCGGAGUUCAGCCCGUGGAAGGCAGUGUCCAGACUUCAGUCCCCGCAGAGGUUUGCCGAUUUCAUCGAGGGGUCGCCGCACUUGAUGCCAAACGAGGUGUCGGUGCACGCGCAGGAGUACGGCUUUGGCGGCUCAUUUUUCGAGGAUGAAUUCUUCGACACGGACGACGAGGAGGACGACAACAACAUGACACCUCUGAUGAAACCAGAGUGAGAGGGUUAAAAACGAAAAAACAGAAAGUUCUAUUAUUGCCUUUUCAAGAAAGGUGGUGGGACGAGCGGGGGCUCUCUGAACAGCCAGACUGACCUCCAGCCAUGUACUGUGGAGGAGGCUUAAAAAAAAAACCCUGAAUUGUUCUUCUGUCCCGACUUUCAACAAAAAGUCAGUGACUGUGUUCGACAGACUUGUGCACUAAAGCCGUCGCUCUACUUUUGACAGAGGCUGGUGUUGAAGUCGAGUGUACGAACGUGCUGAAGCUCAGUGACUCGUCGAAAAAUCUCGUUUGAAGUCAAAGCAGGUGAACUCUCCACUGGGUGACGGUGGUUUUGAGUUGUGUGAUCUUUUAGUCGAUAGUUUAAAAAGGUUUUUAGUUUUUCCACCACGACAGUGGCUCCCUGCAACGCGAGCGUCCAGAUGACAUGAACGUACAUCACUGUGUAGCUCUCUCUUCUGAGCGGCAGCAUGACAACGGUGGUAGUUAUUAAUAUUCCAGCUUUAUUGUUAAGGCAAAAAUGAAGCUUGGUCCUGUUUAUGUUGUUUCACAUAUUUCUGUUCAUUUUAAUGGAUAAAAGAGAAAAAAUCAGUGGAGAUAUCCCAAAGUAUUUUGAAUAAAAAACACAAAUGUAUAUAUUUGAGUGUAAUUGAGUAAUGAACUGUUUGAUUAGUUGUUUAAUUGCAUUUGAAGCCACAAGCUGAA
This is a messenger RNA of Scophthalmus maximus (turbot), 2055 nucleotides long. It is a transcript of the gene nemp1, whose product is annotated as nuclear envelope integral membrane protein 1. The record is from RefSeq and is a predicted model, not a curated record. Lineage: Eukaryota; Metazoa; Chordata; Actinopteri; Pleuronectiformes; Scophthalmidae. The transcript has 9 exons. Gene Ontology annotation, cellular component: nuclear envelope. The coding region runs from base 36 to 1352 and encodes 438 amino acids.